ACUGGCGGCGCUUCGCCAUUGGCUCCCGAACCCUUUAGCAACGGAAGAUAAGCUUUUGAUAUCCAAGUCACCUUUUCCAGCGGGGAGGUGAUUCGAACAGCCAUGGCGCUCAUGGGGGACCCUGUGUCAAAUAUACAGGAUCGCAAGGACAAAGGAAUCUAUCCGCCUCCGUCUGCGGUGUCUCCGCGCUACUCUAGCAAAGCGUGGCCUCCAGAAUACGGUAGUGAUCAAGAAGACCAGGAGAAAGAAGACCUUGAAGACGAAGGGGAAGGCACAUCAUAUUUUUCCAGCAAAUGCCGUGGCGGAUACACAUUUGUGCCUGCUGGCGGUGAAGUAGAGGGUCCAGUUGAACGUACCGCGAGCAGAGAGAGGGAGAGCUACGAUGGUGUCGGUCGAGAUGACUUCCCUGUUAUGGAGCGAAAAGGCUGUAGCGUGCUUGCCGACUCAAGAGAGGCAUGGGUGCAGGAUGUAGAACAGCUGUAUUCAUUCGUUCUCUCCGAGCGACCGAUCCUCCCGCCCUCCAUAUCGCUACGUUUCACUUUCCACCGUGGUCCGCUAACGCCAGAGGACGGAGACUUAAUGGAGCUUCCAUUCGAUCAAAAGUCAACAGAAUUAUUCUCCUUCACCGUUCCAGUACACUUGCCUGCUCAGAGCAUCAACGUCAACACGAGAGGAGGGCAAAUUCUCAUUGAUGUGAACGCAUCUGUCUCCAAUAACAUGUCCAAAAGCAUUAUCGAUACCACCAGAAGUCAAAUCGUAACGGAAUUUGACGCCCUACCCCCCGGCUCACAGCUACGAGCAGUGCAAGACACCGUACCUUGUUACCGCUCUGCACCCUGGCUGAAAGGUGCGCUCAAGUACAGUGGCGCGCGGCAAUCGCACAAUGCGCGUACCAUCGAGUCGACAGAUGCAUCUGUGGGGAUACGCGCGUUGCUGGCAUCGGGCCGAGCAUCUGGUGCGAUGGAUAUCGAGACUGGUUUACCGAUCGUACAACCCGCCGCACAUGCAGCAGCAGCGCAGAUUGAAGAUGCUGCCGCCAACGGAAAUGGCAGAGGGGCUGGAAGGAGGCUCGCGAACGUUAAAGCGCCAAAGAAGAUCAUCGAAGAAUGGAAUGCUACGCGUGCCAAGGGCUUACGAGAACCAUGGCGCGGCCCUCCACUGCGCCCAAGUCGAGACGGUAGCUCCUGUGAUGACGACGCUCACUUACCGUCCAGUACAGAUGGAUUUCUAGAAGAUCCUCCCAAGAUUCGCAGCGCACUUUAUCGUUCACUCUCCGAUUUCAUUCGCGAGGAAGCGCACCUUGCAAGUGCCAAGAUAAUGCUCUUUGAGCACCUACCAUACGGCUGGGAUCUCGAUGCGCUUUCCAAAUCCGUCCAAACACUCAUCAAUACCGCAAAUGCCCCCGGUACUGUUCCGCCGACCUCCGCCGCGCCUCUACAUCCUCGCAUAGCCAGAGUGCGAAUCACCUACGAGCGUAUUCCGCCUUGGCUGGAUCUACAAGUUCGUCAUACACGCGAGUGGCUGCCCUUUUGGGGAGGCGGUCUGCCGGUCAAUGCAGGCGUCAGCUUAGCGGGAGCGCAAAGCUGGGUCAUGGCGUGCUUCGCGGCUGCAUUUGCGGGUGGGAUCUUUGCGCUCGUUUCAUUUGGCUCAUCAUCGCCAUCGUGGCAUGGGAACUCUCCAAGCCCAGGUGCACCAUCCCAGAUGGCGAGCAGUGCUGGCAACAUCAAUGCCACACUAGCAUGGACUGCCUUACUCCUGGCGAUCGUCAGCGGCGCCAUCGGUGUGUACACAAUGAUCCAGAUAGCGCACGUAAGGGCGAGCGAUACGAUCUUGAUGGCCCAUGCGCUCAAGUCCUGGCGGCAUACGGGCUUACCAGCCUCAUACAGUCGGAAUGAGGUCGUCCGUGAGAUGCAAGAGCGGCACGCAAGCGCAGUUGAUGCGCGCAGCGCAGGUGACGAGCGUGGGAAUAUUGCCCCGCUGACCCUGGCUCGCCGUCCAGAUGGGUGGUACGUCCUCGCUGCCGGGCUACGCGAAGGUGACUGGCUUGGCGCGCACAAGGAUUGGCUACUUGAAGCAGUGCGUCUCAAGAAAAGUGGCGAUCUCAGCGCUGAUUUCCUGGAGAAUAGUAGAGACGGGCCGGGUGCUUUCGAGCGGGCAGAUGAGCAAUUGGCGCAAAUGACUGAAGUCAGGGAAGACACUUGGACUGGCUUGUGAGCCUAUUGCGCUCAUAUAGAUUAUGAUCUGUUGUACACGUGUGACUGAGGAGCAGGGCUGUAAUAUUGUCACGAGUUAAUGGGCG
Tilletiaria anomala UBC 951 is the source of this 2299-nucleotide messenger RNA. RefSeq lists its product as uncharacterized. The coding region runs from base 103 to 2214 and encodes 703 amino acids. NCBI's taxonomy places the organism in Eukaryota, Fungi, Basidiomycota, Exobasidiomycetes, Georgefischeriales, Tilletiariaceae. The record is from RefSeq and is a predicted model, not a curated record. The transcript has 2 exons.